CCCCAGGCAAAUUCCAUAGUGUGUACACAGCGCAUGCAUUAGCGCCACACACACCAAGCCGCAUAAUCGUCGUACACAGCUGCCAUUUUGGAUUCAUAAUUUGUAAAGCAGACGUGGAAAUGAUCAUCGAAAACUCAGGCUAAUGUGUGUUGAAAUGGUGGAGAUCGGUAGCAUUGUGGACUGAUUAAGUUGAACUUGAUGUCCAAGCAGAACAUGAUCGAUGCAACGAUGGUGGAUACCUACUCGAUUUCGAGAAAGCCGAAUGUGAAUUUACAGGGGGCAUCACGGACUCGGUCGCUGGCGACUGGCGAACCGCUGUACCCGGCGCACAUCACGGACAACACGGCCCGGACUGUUGUUGGUAACGUAAACCAUGCCCAACAUGUGGAACUACCACCGAUCAAAAGCCACACGAUCGGUGGCUCGAAGGUGCAGAAACCCAGUGAGAACAUUCCAAAUGGCAUCCAGGUUCAACAGUUAUUUGAACCGGACGACAACCAUAACUACAAAAGACAGGUCCAAGCUUCGAAACAAGUUGCCAACGGUGUCGUGGCAAAUCAUGCCCGUCGACCGUCAAGUGACAAUAGCUCUGACUCCAAAAGCAACUCUGCGAAGCAUCGCUCAUUGCCAAUGACACCCGAAGAGGCUAUGAAAUUGUACAUGCACAAACUCACUUCCUACGAGCACCACGAGAUCUUCAACACACCACAGAUUUAUUUUGUUGGACCAAAUGCAAAGAAGCGGCAAGGAGUCAUCGGAGGAGCGAAUAACUGUGGAUAUGAUGAUGACCAAGGGUCGUAUAUCCAUGUCCAGCACGAUCAUGUUGCAUACAGAUAUGAGGUUCUCAAGAUUCUAGGCAAAGGAAGCUUCGGUCAAGUGGUCAAGGUCUAUGACCAUAAAACCAACCAGCACAUUGCCAUCAAGAUGGUACGCAACGAGAAACGAUUCCAUCGACAAGCACAGGAAGAGAUCCGCAUUUUGGAACACCUCAAGAAACAAGACAAGGACAAUAACAUGAACAUCAUUCACAUAAUUGACAGCUUCACCUUCCGCAACCAUAUAUGCAUCAAUUUCGAGUUGCUCAGCAUGAAUCUCUAUGAAUUGAUCAAGAAGAACAAAUUCCAGGGAUUCAGCCUGCAGUUGGUGCGCAAAUUUGCCCACUCGUUGCUGCAGUGUCUAGAUGCCCUUCAUCGAAAUCGCAUCAUCCACUGUGACAUGAAGCCGGAAAACAUCCUACUGAAGCAGCAGGGGCGUAGCGGCAUCAAAGUAAUCGACUUCGGAUCGAGUUGCUAUGAACAUCAGCGCAUCUACACCUACAUCCAGAGCCGCUUCUAUCGAGCUCCCGAAGUCAUUCUUGGUGCCCGGUACGGCAUGCCCAUCGACAUGUGGAGUCUCGGAUGUAUCCUGGCGGAGUUGCUCACUGGCUACCCUCUACUACCCGGAGAAGAUGAGGGAGAUCAGCUAGCCACUGUGAUUGAGCUCAUGGGAAUGCCUCCACAAAGGCUGAUUGAGCAGUCCAAACGCGCCAAGAACUUCAUCAACUCCAAGGGUCAUCCGCGCUAUUGUACCGUCACCACCCUCCCAGAUGGUACGACAGUCCUCAAUGGUGGGCGAUCGAGGAGAGGCAAGGUUCGGGGUCCACCUGGCAGUAAAGAUCUAGUCAAGGCUCUCAAGGGCUGUGAUGAUCCCCUCUUCAUUGAUUUCCUGAAGAGAUGUCUGGAUUGGGAUCCCCAAAGUCGUAUGACACCUAGUCAGGCGCUGCGUCACGCUUGGCUGCGCAGACGGCUACCCAAACCACCUACAACCGAUGCAACUUCUGCGAAGCACAAGAGGCACGGCUCGUCCACUGUUGCGAAGCUUCCACCCACUGGACAGAACAUGAGUGCGAAGAACCGCCAAGCUGCAGACCAGUCGACGCGUACAGUCCUACCGAAAAUUGUCACAUAGAAAUAGGACUAAGUCUAGGAUGAUCACAGACACCGAUGAAUUCAGCACACUGCACUAAGCAAGCAAAGUGUGAUCUUUUUGUGGCAAGACGUUUGUCAUUAACCAAAGACCAACUGUCUAUUUAAAAAGUGUGUGUUUUCGGGGAAUCUUUUGGGGAACUUUCGUCAGAUCGAGAAUAAUUUGAUGUGCCGAAUGUUCAGCAGAUUUCUUUUGUUCUGUUUUAGGAACUAGAUUCAUAUGGUGUUGAUUUUUUUUUUUCUGGAUGGAAAAUAUUGAGUGAUUUUUAACUACCGCUUUUAUUAUUGUUAUUUUUUUAAUCCUUCGUCACCGAUGCUAUGAAGGUUUUAACUGAUUUUUAAGAACUUCAGUUUUUAAUUGAAGCCAAAAUGAAAGAUUAUGCCAUUCAAAAGACGUGACUUGAAAUCAAACAGAGAAUGCCGUACAUAGAACGUACUCUGCAGUUGUAUAAAAUCGUGUACAAACUGUAUAAACUUUGUAGAUAUGAAUAUAUUUUUAUGUGCACUUUUUACCUGAUUCCUUGUUUGAAAGAGAAAUGUUAGGCAUUCUUUGUUUGGCCAAUAAGAUUUUCAUACUUUUAAGUGGUGAUGAUACAUUCCCAAAAGUGUUUUAAGCCCUAAGCUAUUUUUAAGACCAAAUGUUUUAUUGAAACAUGCUUGAAGACACCAAAAUGAUUUUUUGUUAUCAAUGAAUUUUUCUGAAAUGGAUUCACAUUAGCAAGCAUUUGAUUUAGAUCGUUCUUGAACCUGUGAACAUAUUCAUCGUGAUAGCCCUGUCUAGUUAAAGAACAGAAAAUUCCAAUUUGAUGUGUCAUUGUUUUUGUUUUCAAAUUUGCACAGUACUUCAGGGACACUAAGAGUCUUUUACAGUAAAAGAAUAUAGAGAGUUUAGACACAAGUGAUUUUGACCGCAUGGGUAUACAUGCAUGUAACUGCGCACAGCAGUUGUUAUUCACAGUUCCGAAGCAUUGUGUACCCCACUAACAACAAUCCAUUGUAUACCAUUGGAGGCUUUACUAUUGUCCAGUCCAUUCAGAGUGAACAAUACUCGCAGCUAACCAUAAGUAACUGGCUCAAGGGCUAGGCUUAUAUAUGCAUAUUGUGUCUGAUGUUUUUUGUAUGACACCUACAACCACUAUCAAUGAAUUUGGUGAAAUCAAGGUUGCACAUGGCUCUGCAAAAUCUUUGUUGUAUUUGAAAUGUACUCUGUCCACUUUUUAUGGAUAAGCCUUUUUUCCCCCCUCAAUGUCAAGUCGGGUGAAGGAUUCAGUAUUGAAUAUUACUGGGGUCACAUAGUUCAAGGGCUUUUUUUCUACUUAAAGACAUCACCAAAAUGCAAUGACUUAUCCUGAGGGAUUUUGUGAUUAACUGUUUUGAAUAUGUACUAAAUGGACAAGUAAAUGAACGCUCUAAAGCUAUUUAAUCCAUGAUUAUGGAUAUUGGAUGGAAAAAGGGCUUAGUAUGAGUACAGGUCUAUUAUGUUCAGGGCUUUUUGGUUUUGAAUUUGUCUUGUUUUGUGAGAAUUUGUGAAUGUGUUCCAUUUCCGAAUAUCAUUUGCACCAGGUUGAAAUUCAUGUAAUAAGGACCAUUUUGAAGGGGGAAAAAAAGCAAGAAAAUAUGAUGCAGGUUUAGAAAUAUUUUAAAUGCCGUGUUGUGUGUCAAACAUUAAACCUGCACCCAAACAGUUGACAUUGUACUGAAUUUUCACUCUUUCUCAAGAUUAUUUUUUAACUUUUUUAUGGAAAUAACGCACACAAAUUCAGUCUCAGAAAAAGGAACAGAUAAGCUAAUUCAUGUUCUCUGCGUAGCCUUUCAGGAGAUCAGCUUAUUCCUGUGAAAUCAAAAUUCCAUCACUGCUAACUUGAUAUGCACACGGUUACCCUAGCAACGGGCACUCGUUACCGUGACAAUACUCCCCCUGGGACUUUUUGUUUCAGAUUGCGAGAGCAAACAUGGUGGCGCAUACAGAAAAUUCAAGGUCAUGUUCAUUGCACGUUGAUUGUAAAAUGAAAUUCUAUGUGGUGAUUACUAUAAAAACGGCAGAUACCUAAGAAUACUAAUAAAAUUAAGUACUGUAUUUCAUGAAUUUGGCUGCAAUCGUGAGUUAUCAUGGCAAAAUGUUGUAUAAAUCACAUCAUGACAGUUUGGUUUACACCUUUUUCCCCCCAUGGUUAGGCAGUCGGGAAGAGUAAGACCUCAGAUGUAAAUGUCAACAGCCCUUUCAUGCUGUUAUUUCCUUUCAUUUCCAGUAUUCAUUAACUUCCUUAAACUCUGCUUGAAUGAAAACCCACACACAAUUCAUGUACCUUUGCACCAAAAAGUGAAACAAAUAUGUAAGAAUUUAUUAAAUACACUUUUAUUGGAAAAUAUCAAAAUGAAAUUUUGUUUCAUCAUAAAGGAAUGUGCAAACAUUUAGCAGUGGUUAUUCAUAUUGUUUAGUGUCCUUCUACAUGUUGUACAUGUGAUGCACUUGGUUCAAGUUUCAUGCAACUAUCUAUAGUAAAUUAUUUGUGCUCUGUUCGUAGACAUACUUCUGCCUUAAAACCAAAGAAAAUAUGGCGGUACUGUGUACAUGUUCGUUGCGACAUUCACUACCGAAAUAAAUUCGAAAAACGCCAACUUUGUAGUUCAUUCGAAGAAAUGUCGGGAGGUAUGCUAACUAUGGUAAUGACACUCUAACCAUUGUUUGCAUACAGUAUAUAAAAAUACAUCCUGGCUUUACAAUUUUUUUCAACUUUGCUCCCAAAUUUUGAAGCCCUGUGAAGCAAUUUGAACCGUACCUACAUGUAGCAACUAUGGGCAGAUAAGCGUGCCAAAUCUUAGCAAAGGUCAAGUACAUGUGUACAUGCAUUUCAACAAUGCCGGUUUUCGUUGUUGUGUGGGUCUCCAUUAUUGGGUACAACAAAACUGUGACUGUAAAAAUGUAUACCCACACAGGAGCUUAUUUGAAGUAUAUUUGGUAUUUUCUCUCUUGCUUUUUGCAAAGUAUUAGUGGGUAAAUGUGUGUGGUUUGUUUAACAAUGUGGUGUGCGGAUAAAUUUGAAAUUGUAAACAGUUUGAGCACACCUGUGCUUUUUUUCAGCUGUCCGUCCAAAUUAAUGCAAGAUAUUUUGGGUCUGUAAAUGAUAACAUGUGUGCCGGUUGUGUACAAAAUUUUGCACGAGAUUGAUUCUUUUUUUGUAUAGGUGCAAAAUUGUGGAAUCUUUCGAUUCCCUACGUUGUGGUACAAAGAGUACUGAACCUCAUACUAUGACUAGCCUAGUUUAUUUUCAUGCAGUUGGUUGCCUGUACACACACAUGAAUCUGAAUCUGAACUGUAAAUGGAAUUUAAUAAAAAGUGUACACGACUGCAAAAAGA
Molecule: messenger RNA, 5322 nt
Organism: Patiria miniata (bat star)
Lineage: Eukaryota; Metazoa; Echinodermata; Asteroidea; Valvatida; Asterinidae
Product: dual specificity tyrosine-phosphorylation-regulated kinase 2-like
Exons: 1
Coding region: 199-1947 (582 amino acids)
Biological process (GO): peptidyl-threonine phosphorylation; peptidyl-serine phosphorylation
Cellular component (GO): nucleus
Molecular function (GO): ATP binding; protein serine/threonine/tyrosine kinase activity; protein serine/threonine kinase activity
Source: RefSeq, a predicted model, not a curated record